AUGGACAACGAGCCAGUCAAUCGUCAUGCUGAAAAGACUGUCAUCGUGACAGGGGGCGCCAGCGGCAUCGGCCUUGCUGUAGUGGAGCACUUCGCUUCUCAGGGCAACAACGUGGCAAUCUUUGACGUGAACCUGGAGGUCGGCAAGCAAGUUGUAUCAAACAUUUCAGAUGAGAACCCGGAAGCCAAGGUAUUGUUUAAGAAGUGUGAUGUUUCGUCGUGGAAGAGCCAGACGGAAGCCUUCAAAGAUGUGUUCAACGAGUUCGGACGGAUCGACAUCGUGAUGGCAAAUGCUGGCAUUUCUGAGCAAGGAGCAAGCGCCAUGGCGGGCAUCGAAGAGGACGAGCCAAAAGAACCGAAUUUGAAAAUCAUGGAUGUGAAUCUUUCGGGUGUUAUUUACACUUCUAACGCCGGUUUCUACCCCUUUCCUGUAUCGCCGCUGUACGCAGCUGCCAAGGCAGGCGUGAUAGGGCUUGUCCGCUCUACAGCGCCGAUACUUGAGCGUCACAACAUCCAGAUCAAUGGAUUGGCGCCGGCAGUCCUAGUCACCAAUAUAGCACCAGACAAAGCAUUAUUCAAAGAUAUGAUCAUUACGCCAAUGUCGACGUUAAUCAAGGGAGUCAAAAAAUUUGUUGACGAUCCGACUUUAAAUGGCGAAGUAGCAGAAAUUCACGGAGAGCACGCCACACUUCGUCCACCACACGAGUAUGUUGACGAGGAUAGCAAGAAGAAUCUGGAAAGGUUUUGGAGCUUAGGUUAUGCUUGA
Messenger RNA from Diaporthe amygdali, 765 nucleotides. RefSeq names its product short chain dehydrogenase. Gene Ontology annotation, molecular function: oxidoreductase activity, acting on the CH-OH group of donors, NAD or NADP as acceptor. Gene Ontology annotation, cellular component: cytoplasm. Bases 1 to 765 code for a protein of 254 amino acids. The transcript has 3 exons. The record is from RefSeq and is a predicted model, not a curated record. Lineage: Eukaryota; Fungi; Ascomycota; Sordariomycetes; Diaporthales; Diaporthaceae.